Messenger RNA from Cynara cardunculus var. scolymus (artichoke), 2028 nucleotides. Its product is annotated as pentatricopeptide repeat-containing protein At1g02150-like. The coding region runs from base 123 to 1763 and encodes 546 amino acids. The transcript has 2 exons. The record is from RefSeq and is a predicted model, not a curated record. Lineage: Eukaryota; Viridiplantae; Streptophyta; Magnoliopsida; Asterales; Asteraceae. Gene Ontology annotation, molecular function: protein binding. Gene Ontology annotation, cellular component: mitochondrion.
GGACGAAUGCAUCGACGCGAGGAUAACCCUUGUGCGUCUCCCACUGAUUCAUCAAAAGCUUCAGGAUUUUGAAGCAUUUUCUAAAACCCUAAUAAACCCUGAAAGGGAAUCAAGACAAACAAAUGUUACUCCACUCAGUAAUUUCCCAAUCUCCACCACACCCGCAAACCAUUUCUCUCCAAUCCUCCUCAUCUUCCCUCUCUAAUUUUAUCAAUUUCCCAUCUGGGUUUCGCAAUUCACCCCUAAAAAGGGGUCAAUUCAAGCCCAUCAUCAUAAGAAAUAGCUCUUCAUCAUCAUCUUUUUCACAGGGCUACAGCUAUGGUACAGUGGACUAUGAGAAGAAGUCACGAACACCGGUGACAUGGAAAGCUAUUUACAAGAGGAUUUCGAUGAUGGGUAAUCGUGAAAAGGGGUCUACUAGUGUGUUGAAUCAGUGGGAGAAUGAAGGCAGAACUGUUACCAAGUGGGAGCUUUGUAGGCUUGUGAAGGAAUUGAGGAAAUAUGGUCGUUUCAAGCUUGCUCUUGAGGUUUACGAGUGGAUGAAGAACAAACCAGAGAGAUUUAUCAUGGCCCCGAGUGAUGCUGCAAUUCAAUUAGAUUUAGUAUCCAAAGUAGAAGGUAUUUCAGGUGCCGAAGAUUACUUUAAAAACCUACCAGAUGAUCUAAUCGACAACCGUGUAUAUGGAGCCCUCUUGAAUGCCUAUGUGCAUGCUAGAAUGAAAGAAAAAGCCGAGUCUUUGUUAGUGGAAAUGAAAGAGAAAGAGUAUGCUAGCCAUGCACUUCCAUAUAAUGUUAUGAUGACUCUCUACAUGAACCUUAAAGAUCAUGAAAAAGUUGAAGCCUUUAUUUCAGAGAUGAUGCAAAACAACAUAGACUUAGAUUUAUAUUCGUACAGUAUCUGGAUAACUUCUCGUGGGUCUCAAGGAUCUGUUGAAAAGGUGGAAGAAGUGUUUGAAAAGAUGAAACUUGAUGUGUCAGUUAAACCCAACUGGACUACUUAUAGUACUCUAGCUACGGUGUAUAUUAAGCUUGGAGAGCUUGAAAAAGGCGAAGAUUGUCUUAAAAAGAUUGAAAGCAAGAUCACUGGGCGUUAUCGCAUUCCUUAUCAUUAUCUUUUGAGUCACUAUGGUAGCAUCGGCAGAAAGGAAGAAGUUCAAAGGAUUUGGGGAACUUAUAAAACGGUCUUCCCAUAUAUACCGAACAUGGGUUAUCAUGCAGUUAUUUCGGCUUUUAUCAGGAUGGAUGAAAUUGAAGAAUCGGAGAUGCUUUAUGAGGAGUGGCUUUCAGUCAAGACAACUUACGACGCCAGAAUUGGGAAUCGAUUAUUAGGUUGGUAUGUUCGAAAAGGGCAUUCAGAAAAAACCGAAUCUUUUUUCAAAGAAAUGUUGGAAAAUGGAAAGGCAAAUUCUAGUACAUGGGAAAUCCUUGCUGAAAGUCAUAUUAAGCACAAGAGGAUUCCUGAUGCAUUGUCUUGCUUUGAGAAAGCACUUUCACAUGAAGAAUCAAGCUUUUGGAAACCAAAACCAGUUAAUAUUAUAUCAUUUUACAAGAUUUGUGAGCAAGAAAACGAUGAACCGAGCAAGGAGGCGUUUUUUGGAAUGUUGAAGGAAGCGGGUGUUCUUGAAGAUGAAUCUUUAAUGUCAAAAUUACCUUUUCUGAGAGAUUCAAAUGCUGGAAAUGAACUGCCAAAAGUUAAAGAAAGCGAAGAUUAUGAUGAUGAAGAUGCUGAUACACUUCUAAACGAGCUGCAGGUUGGUGUCUGAGGACCCCGAAUAUCUCCAGAGUUCUGAGUUCUUGACAGCUUGAAGCCUGUUUUUGGAAAUAUAUACAAGAUUUCACACAGGUUUCUGAUUUUAAUGUGGUAAGUUUGUUCUAAAGUAGGUUUUAAUUGCUUUAGUUUACAAAGAAUGUAUUGCGAUCCUCAUUUUCUGCCGCUGUAGUUGUACAUUGCUGUCAAAAUCCAUAUCCGUCUGCAGCUUUGACUUGUACCCUCAAUGUAUCGCGACUUGUAAAAAUUAUGCUUUUUGC